Messenger RNA from Mercurialis annua (annual mercury), 1427 nucleotides. Its product is annotated as autophagy-related protein 3. Gene Ontology annotation, molecular function: Atg8-family ligase activity. Gene Ontology annotation, biological process: autophagy of mitochondrion; autophagosome assembly; nucleophagy. Bases 153 to 1097 code for a protein of 314 amino acids. NCBI's taxonomy places the organism in Eukaryota, Viridiplantae, Streptophyta, Magnoliopsida, Malpighiales, Euphorbiaceae. The transcript has 10 exons. Gene Ontology annotation, cellular component: cytosol; cytoplasmic ubiquitin ligase complex. The record is from RefSeq and is a predicted model, not a curated record.
CAAAAGUUAACUUGACAAGUCACAAAAACGCCCUUGCUUCUAUUUUUCUUUUCUUAUAUAUUUAUCUCCCUCAAAUUCCCAAUCUCUGCAAUUUCUAGGGUUUGGUAGUAAAACUCAAAUUGAAAUCUGAUCGAAGUAAAUAAAAUUGAGAGAUGGUGCUGACACAGAAGCUUCACGAAGCAUUCAAGGGAACAGUUGAGAGAAUCACAGGGCCCAGAACGGUCUCUGCUUUCAAAGAGAAAGGUGUUCUGAGUGUCAGCGAAUUUGUUCUUGCCGGUGAUAAUCUCGUCGCUAAAUGUCCCACCUGGUCAUGGGAAUCAGGUGAACCAAGCAAGAGGAAGCCUUAUUUACCUUCAGAGAAACAGUUUCUGAUUACUCGGAACGUUCCUUGUCUACGAAGAGCUAUAUCUAUUGAGGAAGAGUAUGAAGCUGCUGGAGGUGAGGUUCUACUUGAUAAUGAAGAUAAUGAUGGUUGGCUGGCAACUCAUGGGAAACCAAAAGAAUCCAACGGUGAUGAGGAGGAAAAUGUUCCUUCCAUGGAGGCCCUAGAAAUCAGUAAGAAAGAUCAAAUAAAAUCCAUACCCUCAUACUUUGGGGGGGAAGAGGACGACGACAUUCCAGACAUGGCAGACUAUGAAGACCCUGAUAAUCUUAUUGAUUCAGAUCCUGCAACACUUCAUUCUACUUAUCUCAUAGCCCAUGAACCUGAUGAUGACAAUAUAUUGCGUACCCGCACCUAUGAUGUCAGCAUUACGUAUGACAAAUAUUAUCAAACUCCUCGUGUCUGGCUUACUGGAUAUGACGAGUCAAGAAUGCUUCUGCAACCAGAACUUGUACUUGAAGAUGUUAGUCAAGACCAUGCACGCAAAACGGUAACAAUUGAAGAUCAUCCUCAUUUGCCUGGAAAACAUGCAUCUGUACAUCCAUGUCGUCAUGGCGCUGUCAUGAAGAAAAUUAUUGAUGUUCUAAUGUCUCGUGGAGUUGAGCCACAAGUUGACAAGUAUCUUUUCAUAUUCUUGAAGUUUGUAGCCUCUGUAAUUCCAACUAUUGAAUACGACUACACAAUGGAUUUUGAUCUUGGUAGCUCAAGCAACUGAUAGAGGUGGAUGCUGCAACAAAUUCAAAACGCCACAGCAAACCAUCGUUGUACAUAAAUUUUACUAAUAAACUUCAUAUUUAAAGUUUCUGUGUAAGGGGAACGAAGGUUAUAUUACAUUACUAAAAAAGAAAAGUGGCUUUGUUGAAGUGUGAAGCAGUGUCUUACAUUAUAAAUUGUAAAUGUGGACGUUUAAUUUUAUUUUAUUGUCGUUUGGCAUAUGCCAUGUCCAAUAAGCUGAGUUGUGUGUGUGGCCAUUGCCGACAUGCUUACUGUAAGCUUUUAGGCAUAAAGCCAAAAUUAUAAAUGGAAGACAGAUUCUAUUUUUUUA